AUGGCUGAAUAUGAAGCUUGUAUUCUUUGUUUGAAAAUGGUCAUCGACAUGAAUGUCUACGAGUUAUUGGUUAUUGGAGAUUCAGACCUUUUGGUUCAUCAAGUUCAAGGAGAAGGGGUUGUGAAGAACCCAAAGAUUAUACCGUACAUGCAAUAUGUGCAGAAGUUGUGUAAGAGGUUCGGAGUAACAGAGUCGAUCAUUACUGAUAAUGGUUCAAAUCUUAAUAGUCAAUUGAUGAGAGAUAUAUGUGAGCAAUUUAAGAUCACGCACCAGAAUUCAAUUGCUUAUCGUCCUCAAAUGAAGAGAACUAUAAAGGCUGCCAAUAACAAUAUCAAGAAGAUCCGGAUGAAGAUGAUUGACAAUCACCGAGGUUGGCACGAGAUGUUGCCAUAUGCUUUAUUGGGUUAUCGAAUGACUGUCAGAACGUCGACUGGAGCUACUUCAUACUUGUUAGUAUAUGGAACAGAAGCAGUCAGACCCGCCGAAGUUGAAAUACCGUCCUUGAGAAUUAUCCAAGAAGCUGUGUUGAGUAAUGUUGAAUGGGUUAGCCAGCGAAUUGAUCAGUUAACCUUGAUCGACGAGAAGAGAAUGGUUGUCGUUUGUCAUGGUCAACUAUAUCGACAGAGAAUGAUUUGA
Solanum pennellii is the source of this 636-nucleotide messenger RNA. RefSeq lists its product as uncharacterized. The transcript has 2 exons. NCBI's taxonomy places the organism in Eukaryota, Viridiplantae, Streptophyta, Magnoliopsida, Solanales, Solanaceae. Bases 1 to 636 code for a protein of 211 amino acids. The record is from RefSeq and is a predicted model, not a curated record. Gene Ontology annotation, molecular function: nucleic acid binding; RNA-DNA hybrid ribonuclease activity. Gene Ontology annotation, biological process: DNA integration.